Molecule: messenger RNA, 3921 nt
Organism: Physcomitrium patens
Lineage: Eukaryota; Viridiplantae; Streptophyta; Bryopsida; Funariales; Funariaceae
Source: RefSeq, a predicted model, not a curated record
GAGCGUGCGAGACGAAGCUGACGACCUUGAAGAGGACUUCGUCUGUCUUCCUUUAAACCUCAUCGCUCUGUUCCAAGGAAGGGCUCUCGGUUUGGGUUUGGCGGCGCACUUCGGGUUUGUUCCUUGGGUUGCAUUGCAGAGCAGCCAUGGAGGAUAUCUGCGAGGGCAAGGAGUACUCCUUCCCUAAUCAGGAGGAGAAGACGCUGCGUCUGUGGGAGGAAUUGAAUGCGUUCGAGACGCAGCUCAAGCGGACUGAGGGCAAGCCCGAGUACAUUUUCUACGAUGGGCCGCCGUUCGCGACAGGGUUGCCGCACUACGGCCACAUCCUCGCAGGUACUAUCAAAGACAUCGUCACGCGCUACCAGACCGCCACAGGCCAUCACGUUACUCGCCGAUUCGGCUGGGAUUGCCAUGGUUUGCCUGUGGAGUACGAGAUCGACAAGAAGCUGGGGAUCAAGGGCAAAAGCGACGUGCUCGAACUGGGUAUUGGGAAUUACAACGAGGAGUGCCGCAGCAUUGUGAUGCGGUAUAGUCAGGAAUGGGAGAAGACCGUCACACGGAUGGGCCGCUGGAUCGACUUUCAAAAUGACUAUAAGACGAUGAACCCUGAGUUCAUGGAGUCCGUGUGGUGGGUAUUCAAGCAGCUGUAUGAGAAGGGAUACGUGUAUCAGGGUCUCAAGGUUAUGCCUUAUAGUACUGGAUGUACAACGGUGCUGUCCAAUUUUGAAGCUGGUCUUAAUUACAAGGAUGUGUCAGAUCCUGCAGUCAUGGUUGCGUUUCCAUUGGUGGACGAUGCAGACAAAGCUUCGAUGGUAGCCUGGACUACUACUCCCUGGACACUUCCUAGUAACUUGGUUUUGUGUGUGAAUGCCAACCUCACUUACUCUAAGGUGCGAAACAAAACGACAGGUGCCGUUUACAUAGUAGCAGAAUCAAGGUUAUCUCAGCUCCCAAGCACAAAGACAAAGGGAUCCUCAGCUGCAAAGGUUAAGGCUGACCCGGCUAAGGAUGCUCCGACGGACAAUGGUGCUGCAAAGAAAGGAGACAAGAAAGGAGAUAAGAAAGGAGCGGGUCAUGUAGCAGAACAGACAACUGCACCUGUUGAUUCUAGCACAUAUGAGGUCCUUGACCAGUGCAAGGGUAUUGCUUUAGUAGGGAAGAAGUAUAAACCCUUAUUUGAUUAUUUCUUGGCCUUCUCAGACACUGCCUUCAAGGUGGUGGCAGAUAAUUACGUCAGUGAUGAUAGUGGAACUGGAGUAGUACAUUGUGCUCCCGCAUUUGGAGAGGACGAUUAUCGUGUUUGCUUGGCGAAUGGGGUCAUCCAGAAGGGCCCUAAUCUUCCCAAUCCAGUCGAUGGCGAUGGUAAAUUUACCGCGGAAGUACCCGAAUUUCAAGGCCGAUUUGUUAAAGAUGCAGACAAGGAAAUCAUUGCUGCUCUUAAGGCCAAUGGCAGGUUGUUGAGUGUCGGUAGUAUCAUGCAUUCCUACCCGUACUGCUGGAGAUCAGAAACCCCACUUAUUUAUAAAGUGGUUCCCAGCUGGUAUGUAGCUGUGGAACAAUUUAAGGACCGGCUUAUUGAAAACAACAAACAUACGUAUUGGGUUCCAGAUUCUGUGAAGGAGAAGAGAUUUCACAACUGGCUUGAGAAUGCCCGUGACUGGGCUGUCAGUCGCACUCGGUUCUGGGGUACCCCUCUGCCCAUUUGGCGCAGUGAUGAUGGAGUCGAUACUGUAGUUAUUGGCUCAAUCCAAGAGCUUGAAGAGCUUUCAGGCUUCAAGGCUACAGAUUUGCAUCGUCAUCACAUUGACCACGUUACAAUCCCCUCACCGCGAGGGCCCGAGUAUGGAGUCUUGAAGCGUGUUGAGGAUGUUUUUGACUGCUGGUUUGAGAGCGGAUCCAUGCCAUAUGCUUACAUUCACUACCCUUUCGAGAAUCAAGAACUGUUUGAGAGAAACUUUCCUGGUCAUUUUGUUGCUGAAGGACUUGAUCAGACUCGUGGAUGGUUCUACACAUUGAUGGUACUAUCAACAGCUUUGUUUGACAGACCUGCAUUUCAGAAUCUGAUUUGCAAUGGUUUAGUAUUGGCCGAAGAUGGCAAAAAGAUGAGUAAGCGGCUCAAUAAUUACCCACCCCCAACUGACAUCAUCAACGAAUAUGGCGCUGAUGCAUUGAGAUUGUAUCUCAUAAAUUCUCCUGUUGUAAAGGGAGAGCCGCUCAGGUUUAAAAGGGAAGGUGUUUACUCUGUGGUGAAAGAUGUUUUCCUACCGUGGUAUAAUGCGUACAGGUUUCUUGUGCAAAAUGUGAAGAGGUUAGAUGCAGAAGGACUAGAGCCCUUUAAACCUCUUGAUCGGGCUGUCUUGCGGCAGUCUCCCAAUGUAUUGGAUAGAUGGAUCAACUCAGCCAGUCAGAGCCUUGUGACCUUUGUUCGUCAAGAGAUGGAAGCCUACCGUUUGUACACGGUUGUACCAGUUCUGCUCAAAUUUAUUGACAAUUUGACCAACGUAUACGUUCGAUUUAACCGCAAGCGAUUGAAAGGUCGCACUGGGGAUGGUGACAGUCGUGUUGCAUUGUCUACAUUGUAUUUCGUACUAUUGACAACCGUCAAGGCUAUGGCACCGUUCACCCCCUUCUUCACAGAGGGAAUGUACCAAAACCUACGCCUUGCAUUACCCGAGGCAGAAGAGAGUGUACACUACUGCGCCUUUCCGGAGGUGGAGAGUGAGACUGACUACAUGUUUGUCUGUUUCUGGAAACAGAUGGAUAAACGGAUCGAACAGAGCGUCACAAGAAUGAUGUCGGUCAUUGAUCUUGCUCGCAAUAUUAGGGAACGCCACAACAAGCCCCUCAAAACUCCACUCAAGGAGAUGGUGGUCGUUCACUCUGAUACCAACUUCCUUGACGAUAUUACGGGCUCCCUUGGCGAGUAUGUACGAGAGGAGCUUAAUGUGCGGAACAUCGUGGCUUGUAAUGAUCUUCUCAAGUUCGCAUCUCUGCGAGCAGAGCCUGAUUACAGUGGACUUGGAAAGAAGCUUGGAAAGGCUAUGGGAUUAGUUGCCAAGGAAGUUAAGGCAAUGACUCAAGCUCAGAUUCUAGAAUUCCAAAAGGCUGGAGAAGGCACUUUUGCCGGUCACAAGCUUGGGUUUCAAGACAUAAAGGUUAUCAAUGACUUCAAACCGCCUGAUGGUGUUGAUAAAGCGGAUAUUGAUGCAGCUGGAGAUGGAGAAGUGCUGGUGGUGCUUGAUUUGAGACCGGAUGGCAGUCUCCUUGAGGCAGGUUUCGCUCGGGAAGUUGUGAAUAGAGUUCAGAAACUGCGAAAGAAAGCAGGCCUAGAGCCCACUGACACCGUGGAGAUUUUUUAUGAUGUCCACGAGAACGUUACGGGCAGCGAUCCUUCGGUUCUGAAACGAAUUUUUCAAUCACAGGCAAGCUACAUGACAGAAACAGUUGGUUCUCCAAUUGUUGCAAGCCAACACCUUCCACAUCAUGCGGUAAUUAUUGCCUCAGAAGAGUACCACGGAGUGGCUGGUGGUUCUUUCAAAAUCACCUUGACCAGGCCUGCAUUAUCAUUUUCUAUGGAUCUUCUCUCUGAUCUUUGCUCAGGUGAUAAAGCGUGUGCCGAAAAUUUGACAGUUGUAUUACGGUCUAGAGAUCCUGCAAAGCUUAGAUCUGAAGUUUCUUCGAACAAGAAGUUGAAGGUUGCAAUUGACGGCCUCGGGGAGUAUGAAGUGGAGGAGGGGAAACACUUUUUCUUCUCAGUUGCGGAUCAUGUUCGUGCAAGAAAAGUUUAGAGUAUUGCAUGAUAUUAUUUUAGUUUUGUGUCACAUUCAUAGAUUUUGGAGUAUUUAUCCAUGAUCUAGUUGUUAUGAUGGAAUGAUAUCUGAUAUAAUUUUUGCAGGCUCAAACCUUGCAUUCUUCAUUAUA